GCGGAUGAAAUAGAGUCAGAGGCACUUAGGCAAAGAGCGAGCGAGUCCUGAGUCAUCAUGACGAGAAGACAACGCCCGGGAGAGCAGUAACUUCAGAGGCCAUUAGCGUGCGGUGCGAGGCGCUCGGGCUCUCCUGCGCGAGUGAUGACGAGGCCCCACGAGGCGGCGCUGGAACUGAGCGAGCCCUUCCGACAUGCCGACAAGAGGUACAUCAUGCCGUCGGGCGUAGACAUGGCGCUGGAGAGCAGCAUGGCGGAGGAGGGGCCGACCACGACUGAGCAGGAGGACCUCUCGCGGUUCCUGCUCACGCCCGAGACGCCCUACGACCGGCUGGAGAAGGCCGUGGAGCAGAACCUGACGGACGGCCAGGGCGUGAGGCUCUCCAUCGAGGACUGCCAGUUCCUGCAGCAGCAGAUGGAGAACCUGAGCCUGUCCAACAUCACGUGCCUGGAACACGCGCCGCAGUUCAGCACGGAGUCGCAGGUGAAGGCCAUCGUGCUGGGCAUCAUGGCCCUGCUGUCCCUCGUCGGCAACACGGCCACCAUCGUCAGCAUCGCCAGGGAGAAGCGCCGCUCCCGCUCCACCGUGUACACGCUCAUCCACCACCUGGCCGUGGCGGACCUCUUCGUCACCUUCUCCUGCCUCACCACCGAGAGCAUCUGGACCUACACGGUGCAGUGGCUGGCCGGGAACGCCCUCUGCAAGCUCGUCAAGUUCCUGCAGAUGUUCAGCCUGUACCUGUCCACGUUCAUCCUCGUGCUGAUCGGGAUGGACCGCUUCAACGCCGUCCGCUCCGCGAUGCGUCGCUCCGACACCCAGCGGCGCUGCGCCUACGGCAUCGCCUUCGUCUGGAUGCUCAGCGGCCUCCUCAGCGUCCCCCAGGGAUUCUAUUUCUGGCGUAAGGACAGUCUAGCUGGAAAAAUGGCAGAGAAAGCCGGCCCAGUUAGCAGGAGCUGCGAACAGAGAAAGAACCUUCGGGUCUCUGCUCUGUUAACUCUUUAUCUCCGCAUGAUGGAGAGCCCACAGCGGUUCACUGCAACAACACUCGAUACCUGUUUUAAGCGCUUAGUGAGAGAUGGUACACGAGACGACGCCACGGAGGCAGUGCUUCACCGGGCCCACACUUUCCCCUCGGUCGACCGGGGUCUUCGCACCUCGUCGACGGGAACGGAGCUGUCGUCCGUGACAGCAGAGCGGAGCAGGAGCGGUCGCAGCGUCUCACGAGGCUUCUUUGUUCACAGCCGCGCUGGUGGAUAUACCUCCUUCCCAGAUGUUGGAGUACUGCAGGAUUAUGCCGUUUGUGUAGGCUUAACAGCCCCUCCGCACGUUGCUCAUGAGGAGGAGGAGGACGAGGAGGCGGAGGCGGAGCCCGAGGCCGAGCCGGAGCCCGAGGCCGAGCCCACCGAUCAUGCUGGUUCCCAGACUGACUCUGACUCUGGUUCUGAUCCACAGGGAGGCUCUAACAACGGGGUUGUUGGCGGUUCUAACUAA
Molecule: messenger RNA, 1491 nt
Organism: Penaeus vannamei (Pacific white shrimp)
Lineage: Eukaryota; Metazoa; Arthropoda; Malacostraca; Decapoda; Penaeidae
Source: RefSeq, a predicted model, not a curated record